Messenger RNA from Entrophospora candida, 387 nucleotides. The record is from the annotation of a GenBank genome assembly. Lineage: Eukaryota; Fungi; Glomeromycota; Glomeromycetes; Entrophosporales; Entrophosporaceae.
AUGUCUCAUUAUUAUAAUAGAGAAGAAAAAAGGGUCACUGGUGCUGUUGCUUUUGCAUCAUUUGAUGACAAUGGUGAUGUAAAAAGAGUUUCUGGUGAAAUCCAUUUUACACAGAGUUCAAAAACAUUCACAUAUAUAACUGGACAAUUCAACAGUGGUUUUAUAAGCAGAGAUAGAAAUGAUUAUGAAUUCUUAAUUAUUGAUAAUAAUAAUAAUGUAAUAUUUGAUUUUACUAAUCAAAUUAGAAAUCAAUUGUCUUUUAAUCGUCCUGGAACCGGACCAUUCAAAUUUAACGAAAGACUCCAAGUUAGAGAUUUAAAGGGUUUAACUAUCAUUGUAGUAUUCGAUAGCAAAGAAAUUGGAAAUGCUAGAAUCAAACUUGUAUAA